Molecule: messenger RNA, 483 nt
Organism: Raphanus sativus (radish)
Lineage: Eukaryota; Viridiplantae; Streptophyta; Magnoliopsida; Brassicales; Brassicaceae
Product: F-box/kelch-repeat protein SKIP6-like
Exons: 2
Coding region: 1-483 (160 amino acids)
Molecular function (GO): protein binding
Source: RefSeq, a predicted model, not a curated record
AUGAGUUUUUUCGUACGGUUCUUAAAGCAUCUCCAAGAAGUCUUUAAACCCUCAAAUUUUAAGGUGGGUCUUGUCCGAUGCACAAUUCAGAAGAAGAGCCACCCCGUGAGAAGAAGAGGAAGGAGGAGGAGGAGGAAGAAGAAGAGGGCUCGAGCUUACGGGGCGGCUGGCGUUGUAGACGGGAAGAUUUACGUGUUGGGAGGACUGAAUGUCAUCGAUGGUAACUGGGGACAAGUGUUCGACCCCAAGACUCAGACUUGGGAUACUUUGCCGCCGCCAAUGCCUAAAGGGAAGAUUGUCAAUAAUUUGAAUAUCCACGCCAGUUUUGUGAGGGAUCAUAAGGUUUACGCAGUGGAUGGAAUGAACAGAACCUAUUACUACUCGCCGAGGGAAGUUAAAUGGGAAAUUGGGAACCGUGAUCAACCCAAAGGAAGCCGGAGGGAUUGGUGUAUGAUUGAUAACUUGAUUUAUUGUGUUAGUUGA